This is a messenger RNA of Gordionus sp. m RMFG-2023, 1523 nucleotides long. Its product is annotated as myb-like protein F. Gene Ontology annotation, cellular component: nucleus. Gene Ontology annotation, biological process: regulation of transcription by RNA polymerase II. The transcript has 2 exons. NCBI's taxonomy places the organism in Eukaryota, Metazoa, Nematomorpha, Gordioida, Chordodea, Parachordodidae. Bases 69 to 1283 code for a protein of 404 amino acids. The record is from RefSeq and is a predicted model, not a curated record.
AUUUAUUAAAAAAGUAUAAUAUAUGUUUGAGCCAAAUAUACAGUAUCACUGUUGACAAUGGUGCCAAUAUGAUAAAAACCGUGGAAAUGAUAGCUGAAGAACAGCUAAUUACUCAUAUCGAUCUUUCUGAAGAUGCAUUCUCAGAAUAUUUGUUACAAAAUAGCGAUAAUGAGUCCUCGCAGGAAUAUAACGACUCUUCUCAACCAAAUAACGAUUAUAAUAAUAUAGAGAUCACCCAGGAAAAUAACAGUGAUAUUUCAAAUAUACAUGAUAAUGAUUCCUCUGGGGAGUAUAUAAUAAAUAAUCUAAAUCAAGAUGAUAACAUACAUUUUCAACAUGAUAAUCAAGAACAAAUAAAUGAUGAUAUGGAAAAUUUAUUAAAUGAUCUAAGAAAAUCAUUUGGGCUGAUUUGUGUGCGAUGUUGUGCCCAUACUAUUCAAUUAGGAGUUAAUGAUUAUAUAAAAAAAUUUCUAAAGGAGGAUUUAGAAGAUAUAAGAUCUAUUCUAAAAAUAUGCAAAUCACAAAAAUAUAAAAGUUUAUAUUCAUUAGAAAAAAUUAACAAACCAGUGCUGGACACUGUUACUAGGUGGAAUAGCACCUAUAGAAUGCUAAAAAACCUAAAGGAUAAUAAAAUAUUUUACUUAAAAAUGGGCCAUAUAUAUUUAGAAACUUUUAUAAAUUCAAGACUCUGGGAUAGGAUUGACGCAUAUCUCACCGUCUUAUCUCCUGUUAAUUUAUGUACCAUUAAACUGCAAGAAAAAUCUUGUACAAUCGGAGAUUUUUUUAAAUUAUGGCUUGAAUGCAAAUUAGAUUUAGAGGAAAUAAAUAAUGAAUCCUCGAAUAAUUUGAUUAAUUGUCUGGAUUAUCGUCAAAAAUAUAUUUUUGAUAAUAAUGUUUUUAGAAGUGGGAUCUACAUGGAUCCCAGAUUUAAUUAUCAGAAUGGAAUCUAUCCAUCCGAAAGUGAUAAAUUGCUGGCCAGGGAACAUCUGAUGUCUACGUGGAGACAAAUACAAAUUUUUAAUAAGCCAAAAGAUAAUCCAGCUCUGAGUGGCUCUCCUUUUAUCCCUGUAAGUUGUAAAAAAACCAGAUUAGAUGUAUAUUUGGAGCGAGAAAGCGCUAAUGCUCCAAUAUACCAAAAUAUUGAAAUCCUUGAUAUGAAGACCAAAAUUAAUGCUUUAAUAUAUGGUCAAAAAUUGCCAUCUGAUCAAAAUAUUUUGCAAUAUUGGCAAUUAUGCCCUAUCGCGAGUAGUUCUAGCCGCUCCUUGCUCUCAAGUAUCUGUUGAGAGAUCAUUCAGUGCUCUGGGAUUGGUCCUUACACCGCUACGAACAAGAUUAGAGAAAUCUAUAUUAAAUGAUAUUUUAUUAAUUAAACUUAAUAAAAGUGUAUUAAAUAACGUUAUAUUUUGAUUUUUAUUAUAUUUAUAUAAAAUUUUUAUUUGUAUAUAUUAUAUCAUGUAUUAUUUAAUUAUAUAUAAUCAUUUUACUAAUUAAAAUACGAAUAAUUGAAAUACAAAAUAAAAUUG